CGGCAAGUUUACCUAGGUGGACACCUGGAGGAAGAGUUUGCCGCCGAGGCUUUUGAUAUCAUUGUGUUGAAGCUCGCACGCAUCGGCGAUCGCUCUCGAACAGGAACGCGUCCGCUUAAAAUGAACUUUCCCGAGUCUCGUUACGCAAACUUGAUCGGUUUCAUUGAUUCUCUUACGCUCGAUGAACUGAUCAUGGAGGUUCGCCGACAUUCCGAAGGUUUUGCGAGGGGUAAUUCGGGAUACAGAGGGGUCACGCAACACUCGCCUAAGAAGUUUGAGGCGAGAGUCGGAGUGCCCCCGCAAAGCAAACACGUGUACUUGGGGCUCUACGAUUCUGCCGAGAAAGCUGCGGUGGCGUACGACACCGCUCUCGUUCAAGCGAGGGGACGGAGAGCUUCGACGAACUUUCCAAUUUACAACUACGACGAGCACAUU
Molecule: messenger RNA, 435 nt
Organism: Ostreococcus lucimarinus CCE9901
Lineage: Eukaryota; Viridiplantae; Chlorophyta; Mamiellophyceae; Mamiellales; Bathycoccaceae
Exons: 1
Biological process (GO): regulation of DNA-templated transcription
Molecular function (GO): DNA binding; DNA-binding transcription factor activity
Source: RefSeq, a predicted model, not a curated record